GAGAAACAAACCUACAAUAUACUUCCGGGUUCUGUACGUGGCCAUGAGGUGCUCGCUGGGUGGCUCUGUUAGCCUCCCCGCUCUCGCUCUGGUUCUUUCGAUCCUCGCAAGCUCAUGCCUCGCGUCUUUGGGUGACCGACUUCCUGAUUUUCGCGAAUGUGUACAAGUCUGUAUAGAGGAAAAUUGUGAUUCAGGGCGAGCAAGCAUACCUCUUCAUCUGCGACUUCUGCUCUGGGAUUGUCCAUCCGAAUGCGACUAUACCUGCCAGCAUGUCAUCACCGAUCGACGAAAGGCACGAGAUCCGCCCAUGAUCGAGCCGGUGGUCCAGUAUCAUGGAAAGUGGCCAUUCUACCGUUUCAUGGGCAUCCAGGAGCCGUUCUCUGUGUUGUUCUCGUUGAUGAACUUCCUCGCCCAUCGCAAUGGCAUGCAGAGAAUUCGCGAGUCUAUUCCCGCUCGCUACAUUCUCCGACCAUACUACUUGGCUUUUGGCUACUUUGGGCUUGCCAGUUGGAUAUUCAGCAUGCUUUUCCACACCCGAGACUUCAACAUCACUGAGAAGUUGGACUAUUUCGCCGCUGGCGCCAGCGUCCUCUAUGGACUCUAUUACUCCCCAGUCCGGGUGUUCCGUCUGGAUCAGAACGACCCAACAAAGCAAAGCAUCCUGCGGGCAUGGACAGUGCUUUGCAUCCUCCUCUAUGUCGCGCACGUUACCUAUUUGACGGCUUGGAGCUGGGACUAUACCUAUAACAUGGCAGCCAAUGUCGUCGUGGGAGUCAUCCAAAAUCUCCUCUGGAGCUGGUUUAGCAUCACGCGAUACCGCAAGCUGCAGAAAACGUGGGCAGCAUGGCCUGGGUUGAUCGUGGCUUGGAUCAUCAUGGCCAUGAGCUUGGAGCUGUUUGACUUUCCGCCGAUGGCUGGAAUGAUAGACGCACACAGUCUUUGGCAUCUUGGGACCGUGAUACCUACUAUCUGGUGGUAUAGCUUUCUGAUCAAAGAUGCCCAAGAAGACCUCGCCAGCCAACGGCUCAAAGCAUGAGCCUGCACCUAUGCUUCAGGUUGUCUAGCAGUUGUCGCCAAUGCCAAAAGCCUCCCACCGCUGGUUAGCGUAGCGACCAACAGCUAGGAGCCGGAAUUCAAGAUUCAAGACUCGAGAAGCCGAACCCGAAGGUCCCAUUACUAGAGUACUUCGUUACCCCCCGAGGCCCCUAACCCCACCAGUCGGGGCCUUUUAACGCGAGCGGGAGGGGUUGGAGGGGUCACGGGAAUGGGCUCCCUUCUGGCUUUUAGGGCUUCUGUGACGUGACCGGGUACAACGGUCCAUGAUUGUUAAGGAUUCCCCCACGUCCUUUGGGCGCUGCCGGCGCCUCUGCCGCCUGGUGCGCCUGGAUCAACCACACCUAUUGGUCCCAAGCACACCGAGGGGGUCACUAGUCAGGCACGCGGGGAGUAACUUCUCAUCUCGUGGCCCCUGUGGCUCGGCGCGGAUGGUGGGCUACCAGGCUCUUAGCAUGCCUCAGCCUACCAGCCUAGUUAGCGAAUGCACAAACCGUCUUUUGGAG
This is a messenger RNA of Cladophialophora immunda, 1559 nucleotides long. RefSeq lists its product as uncharacterized. Bases 44 to 1036 code for a protein of 330 amino acids. Lineage: Eukaryota; Fungi; Ascomycota; Eurotiomycetes; Chaetothyriales; Herpotrichiellaceae. Gene Ontology annotation, molecular function: hydrolase activity, acting on ester bonds. Gene Ontology annotation, cellular component: endoplasmic reticulum membrane. The transcript is spliced from 4 exons. Gene Ontology annotation, biological process: GPI anchor biosynthetic process. The record is from RefSeq and is a predicted model, not a curated record.